Molecule: messenger RNA, 1617 nt
Organism: Adineta ricciae
Lineage: Eukaryota; Metazoa; Rotifera; Eurotatoria; Adinetida; Adinetidae
Source: the annotation of a GenBank genome assembly
AUGGAAGACAGUGUUCAAAUCGAAGAAGAUCCAGUUUCAUCAGUGGAUGAUUUGGUACCGGCAGUCAGAGAUCAACUCGAUCUAGCUACUGGAGAAGAAGGAGACGCUCGGCAACUACCAAUCUUAACAAAACAACAAUCAACAGCCAAAACUGUCGAUUCUUUACUGAAAACAGAAACCGAUCCUGAUGCCAUCGAAUCAUUAGAAUUAGUAUUGAAUAGUGUUGUCAAAGUGUUUUGUACCUCAACUCCGUGCAAUUUUUAUUUACCAUGGCAAAUGAAACGCCAAACACCUCAUACUGCAUCAGGUUUUGUAAUAAAAAAUCGCUGGAUUCUGUCCAAUGCUCAUGCAGUUUCAAAUGCGUCCAGUAUUCGUAUUCGAAAACAUGGUGAUGCCAAGAAAUAUUCUGCUCACAUUGUCUACAUAGCACAUGAAUGUGAUCUCGUCAUUAUGACAGUUGCUGACGAUCAAUUUUGGCAUGGAUUAGAACCGUUAUCGUUCAGCGAUAUCAUUCCUCGGUUACAAGAAUCAAUAACAGUUGUUGGAUAUCCCAUAGGUGGUGAUAAUUUAUCGGUUACUAAAGGUGUGGUCUCAAGAGUGGUUAUGUCAACUUACUCGCAUUCACUUGAAUACCUAUUAACGAUACAAAUCGAUGCAGCGAUCAAUCCAGGUAACAGCGGUGGACCAGCGAUCCAAGGUAAACAUGUUGUUGGCAUGUCUUUUCAAGGUCAAUCAUUAGCGCAAUCGAUUGGAUAUAUCGUGCCUGUUAUGGUGAUCCAACAUGUUUUGAAUGAUAUUGAAUUACACAAGAAAUACACCGCAUUUCCCAUCAUGAGAUUUUAUUACCAACCUAUGGAGAAUACAUCCUAUCGUGAAUAUUUGAAAUUAAACGAAGAUCAACAUGGUAUUCUAGUGACAUCGAUUGAAAAAGUCUGUGUUCUUAGUGAAGUAUUACAAGAAGACGAUGUAAUUACAGCUAUUGAUAACGUACCAAUAGCUGACGACGGAACGAUUUACUUUCGUCGCGGCGAAAGACUUAAUUUUCGUUAUCUCGAAAAACUCAAAUUUGUCGACGAUACGAUCACAUUGAAAAUUAUCCGACAAGGUAAAGAAUUGACAUUGACGAGCUUGUUGGACAAUAAUCCAACACUUGUUCCACUUCAUUUACACGACAAACAUCCCGAAUAUUUGAUCUAUGCGGGAAUUGUCUUUACAAUUUUAAGUCGAUUUUAUCUCUAUGAGUUCAGUCGGCGUGAUUGGCACCGCAGAGCUCCAACCAAUUUGGUUAAUCUUGCGUUGAAUAGUCAACGCGAAGAACUUAACCAGCAGAUUGUGAUUAUCAAUCAAAUCCUUGUCGACGAUGUCAAUCAUGGAAUUUCGUCGGAUGUUGCAAAUUGCGCGCUGACACGUGUAAAUGGUACGAAAAUAGAAAAUAUACAACAUUUAGCGCAGCUAAUUGAUGGAAUAUCAAAUAGUGAAAAUACCGACAAUUAUAUUCGAUUUGAACUUGAAAAUAAACGAUUUAUAGUCAUUUCGUGUCAACGAGCGAAACAGUCAGAAGCGAGAAUAUUGAAACAGAACUCGAUCGCACAGCCAAGAAGUGAACAUUUACGUUGA